GGUCAUCUCGUUCCUCUCCUCGUCAAUGGGACCAUGUUGCACUUGGAUUCUAUAUAGAAACCAACCAUCUGUGUCGUGAUAUAGUAUCAUCUAGUUUCAAGCACGACCAAAAGUGAAGGAUACACCAGCAGCAGAGUGCGUGUGUGCGUGUUGAGCAAGUGGACCCAGAGAAGUUUUCCGUCAUGGGAGCGCGUGGAUGGAGCUCGGCGCGUCUUGGCUUCGUGGUUUGUGGAUAUUUGGCGUUUUUCUGCGCGGAGGUUAUUCCACGGGCUGAGGCGGGCUGCGGGGAGAGGGAGAGCCCGAACUGCUGCACCGGCCGGAAUAACGACUGCUCCGAGUACAGCAAGAGGAAAACUGUGUGCUACUGUGACACCUACUGUCAGAAGACCGGAGACUGCUGCGAGGACUACCAGCGGGUGUGCCAAAUAUCUGCAGCCAUUGACUGUGUGGUGGGAUCAUGGGGUCCCUGGUCAUCAUGCACGUCUCCGUGUGGAGUCGGCAGCACAGAGAGGAGUCGCCAGGUUUCUGUUCCCCCCAGAAACGGAGGCACGCCCUGUCCAGACCUCAAGCAGCGUCGAGGAUGCUUCGGGAACAACGCCAUAUGCAGCACUGCCAAAGAGGUGGCAAAGAUCCUGCCUGAUUCUUUCAAGAGGAACUUCAAAGACCCGUGGAGACGACCACACAUGCUGAUGAAGGAGGAGAAGGCCAGUUACUGUGUGUACCUGCGGGUGAAACAGACCAGUGCAGCAUGUAAACUCAAACUGUGGAGUGCUCAGCUGGUGAGAGAGAGGCUGAUCUGCGCUGAGUGUCAGAGCGAUGCCAUGUCCAAGUCGGACCGCUGCGGAGGUGACGGCCGGGAGAGCACCAGAACGUUCUGGGCAGCAGCUUCAGUCCCAGGAUGUCACGGCUCCUGGGUCCGGGAGUCGUCUUCAGAGGGCUGCCGCUGUCCUCCCUACUCCGUGCUCUUUGUGUGAGCCGAGGUUCGAACCCCGGACAUCCGUGUGCAGGGACGACAUUCCCCUCGACGCCUCCUGCUCACUGUGGAGCGCCCUGCCAGCCAAGCCACACCCCUCCAAUCCAGGUCCCUGGAUGGGUAACUCAAGGAGAUCAACAGCAUCCUGCCACUUUUUUGUCUUUUUCACCUCAUACUCUGUACUGUAUAAACUAUUACUAUAAGCACACAGAAAUCAUUUUGCAUUUAACUUCAGAUUUCACCGCCACAUUAUGUACUUUUUCUCCUAUAAAGCACAGCAACAUCUAAAUACCUUUUUACCUCUCAAUCUUUGCUA
Messenger RNA from Limanda limanda (common dab), 1289 nucleotides. RefSeq names its product somatomedin-B and thrombospondin type-1 domain-containing protein. The transcript has 5 exons. NCBI's taxonomy places the organism in Eukaryota, Metazoa, Chordata, Actinopteri, Pleuronectiformes, Pleuronectidae. The coding region runs from base 183 to 974 and encodes 263 amino acids. The record is from RefSeq and is a predicted model, not a curated record.